Macroventuria anomochaeta is the source of this 1213-nucleotide messenger RNA. Its product is annotated as putative endonuclease LCL3. The record is from RefSeq and is a predicted model, not a curated record. NCBI's taxonomy places the organism in Eukaryota, Fungi, Ascomycota, Dothideomycetes, Pleosporales, Didymellaceae. Gene Ontology annotation, cellular component: cytoplasm; mitochondrion. The transcript has 2 exons. Bases 31 to 846 code for a protein of 271 amino acids.
CCAGCAACAACACUCCACGCAGAACGAACAAUGCGAUGGCCUUGGUCGGGCGACGAAGAUGAGCAGAGGAAGACCAGACUCGCAGCAUGGACCGAACCGUACGACUCGAAUGAUUGGGCGACGACUCUCCUUGAGCCAAGGUCCCUGAUCCCAUCUGUUGCGCUCACAGUAUCCACCGUCGCUGGUAUUCGUCUGUACAAAUCCUACUUACGAAGGAUACCCACUAUCAACCACAUCAAACCCGACUACUUUCGACGCAGAAGUCUGUUUGGUCAGGUCACAAGCGUUGGAGAUGCGGACAAUUUCAGGUUGUAUCAUACACCUGGCGGACGACUAGCAGGAUGGGGCUGGUUGCCAUGGAAAACUGUACCGACAAAAAGAGACCAACUUAUGAAGCAGACACUUCACAUACGAAUCGCUGGAGUUGAUGCGCCAGAGCUUGCGCAUUGGGGCCGAGAGGCUCAACCAUACUCGAAAGAAGCACUUGAGAUGCUCACCGAUCUCAUCCACAACCGUCGAGUUCGUGCACAACUAUACAGACGUGACCAAUACGACAGAGUUGUAGCACAGGUCUACGUGCGCAAGUGGUUCUUCAAGAAAGAUGUGGGGUUGGAGAUGUUGAAGGCAGGCUUAGCAACCGUUUACGAAGCUAAAUCUGGAGCCGAGUUUGGGUCCUCUGAAGAGAAGUACCGCGCUGCUGAAGAGCAGGCCAAAGAACGCAAGGUUGGGAUGUGGUCCAGGCCAGGGCUGAUACAGAGACUGGCUGGCGCAACGACGAAGGCUCCAGAGAGCCCACGAGAGUACAAGACCAGACACACAGCAGCAGAGAAGCAAAAGAAGACAUGAACAUUUAACGUCACUAUACAUGAACUGUUGCCGAGGGGAGCUAUUUGGUGUUCGUGGAAGACUGCAUGGCAGCUUGGAGCAUAUACCGCACAAUUGUAUAGACUUCCUCAAGGUAUCGACAUACGACCUGCACUCCUCAUCACAUAUCAGUCGAUGCGAUUUCUUCGAUACAGCGACAGUCACACAUAGGUCGGGAGAGGUACCGAGAAUUCUGACUCUUCGAUCUGAGGAAUUUGUUCAGAAGCUAUGCAAUCGCUCAGCCAUGCCAAUCACAAUGAUCAGCGCUACUAGCGCGCACAGUCCAUGCCCAGGACAAUAAAGUAGGAAAUCCGCUCUUUACUUUGACGCGGCCGCAGGCCGGUUAGAG